AUGGAUAAGAAGGGGCACAGCGCUGCCGGAAAACAAGUCCGCGUAUCAGCAAAAAUUAACUGUACCACAGAAAAAGCCCGAGAAGAUGGUCCUCCCAUGAAUCAAUGCGACAACGAUCAAUACAAAAUGGGCAUCAUCGUCAACUCAACCGUUAAUGCCACCAUCUCAGACAAGGCAAAUCUUCUAGAGAUUGUGCGAGAUGCUGCCGAUCCAGCCACAGCACGCAGUGGCGACGAGGACUGGGAUGGGGAAGUCGUUGUGGCCUGCGGCUACAAGAUACUCAGCAGAGGGGCUAAUGCGAGUACGGCGGAAUACGAUGGCCAAGUCAGCUUUGUCGAGGAAUAUGUAGCGAAGUAUAGCAAGAGCGACGAGGAGGACAGACCGUGGCCAGAAUAUGAAACGGCUGUGGAAUGGGUCGAGGAGCAUAAAGAGGACUCUGAUUCUGGAGCCCUGAAGCAUGCAUCAGCUUAUAGUGCGCGUAUGGCUCUCAUUUGUUUCUCCCUAACUGUUUUACUUUUCUAUAUUUAG
Fusarium musae is the source of this 528-nucleotide messenger RNA. RefSeq lists its product as uncharacterized. NCBI's taxonomy places the organism in Eukaryota, Fungi, Ascomycota, Sordariomycetes, Hypocreales, Nectriaceae. The transcript has 2 exons. The record is from RefSeq and is a predicted model, not a curated record. Bases 1 to 528 code for a protein of 175 amino acids.